AACUCCCGCUAAAACCAUUGCGCAAACGCCGAAUGCAGCUGUCAGUUCAAAUUCGAAAACACCAAACGGUCAUUCGACGUGACAGUCCUUUAAGCGCAACGAAAAUGAUGAUUUUAAAACCAACUCAUAAAAUAAGUUGACGUGUGUUUUGGCGAAUAAAGGACCAUGUCGACCCCCAGGAAUUUUGUGACUCCCCGCAAAGGUCCGAAAACUCCGGCACUGAGCGAAAACAAUUUCACAACGCCCCGCAUGAACUAUGUUACCCCCAAGAGAGGUGUUAAACAACCACCACCAUCUGACACACCGGAAUGUUUCAGUCAAGUAACGAUGGAAACACCGAAGGUGAGCACGAAACGUCGCAGCAGCAGAGAGGUAUGUGAUCAGGAAAGUAAUCUUACGGUGGCUGUUAGGAUACGGCCCAUGAACAGCAGGGAACUGGCUAUUGUGGGUUCGACGAACAUCGUGAACGUGAAAGACAAAGAUUUGAUCAUAACUGCGGGGAACAAUGGGAUGAGUUUCGAUCACAUCUUCCAAUAUGAUCAUGUCUUUUGGUCGUGUGACGAAAACAGUCCAGUUUAUUCCACACAGGAUGAUGUCUUUAUGACAAUAGGCAAACCUUUGUUGAACAGCGCAUUUAGGGGGUAUAAUGCUUGCCUGUUCGCUUAUGGACAGACUGGAUCAGGUAAAAGUUUCAGCAUGAUGGGACGUAACACUUGUGAAAUUGUUGACAUAGAUUCAGAAGAAUUCUCUGGUAUCACACCCAGAUUCUGCAGAGAUUUGUUUGAAAGAAUUCAAACAUUGCCUGUGUGUACUUCAGCCAGUGUGGAAGUGAGUUACUUUGAAAUUUAUAAUGAAAAAAUACAUGAUUUACUGGCAGAACAAACUGGGCUCAACAGGACACCAUUAAAAGUCAGAGAGCACCCAGUUUGGGGACCUUAUGUGGUGGGCUUAAGUGUGCACACAGUUGCAUCUUACAAGGAACUAAGAAAUUGGCUUCUGUUGGGAAACAAAAAUAGGGCCACAGCUGCUACUACAAUGAAUGAAAAGUCAUCUAGGUCCCAUGCCAUUUUCACCAUAGAACUUAGCUUAUUGGACAGUUCCUCAGAGACUGAUGGAUGCAGGAGAAGUAGAGUCAGUUUGGUGGAUCUGGCGGGUAGUGAAAGGCUCGGCAAUUCGCACAAUACUGAGGAGAAAAUUCGACAGGGGGUUUCAAUUAAUAAAUCACUGUUGACAUUAGGAAAAGUCAUUUCAUCAUUGGCUGAUCAAAAAAGAAAUUUAUUUGUACCUUACAGAGACUCUGUACUUACUUGGCUGUUGAGGGAGAGUUUGGGUGGAAACUCCUUGACUUCAAUGUUGGCUACCAUAACCCCAGCCAGUACACAUUUAGAUGAAACCUUGGCAACAUUAAGGUAUGCCUGUCAAGCUAGAUCCAUAGUAAACAGAGCUAGGAUCAAUGAAAAUCCACAUGACAAGCUGAUUAGGGAGUUGAGAUGUGAAGUUGAAAGGCUGAAAGCUCUAAGGCAAGACUAUGAAAGAACUUCUCUGUCAUCAUCAUCUUUAAUCCAACUCAGUGACAGCAAUAGUGAUGAAUUGGAACAGCUAAGGUUACAAUUAAAGGAAACUGAAAAGCAGUUGGCUCAGGCACAAGAGAGUUGGCAGCAAAGAUUCAUGGAAACCAGAGAGAACCAAAUGAAAGAACUGGCUGAAGCUGAGAAGUACAAGAUUGAAUUGGAAUCUAAAGUUAGGAUAAUGAAGACUGCUGACACAAACAUUAAUUUAUCACCAUUUAGGUCUAACUUCCUCACAGAACUGGAAGGUGUGUUGACUGAAGAGCAUGUAGAAGACAAUUCAAACAAUCAAAUGUUAGAUAAUGUAAUGGAGUGGUGCAGCCAAAAUGAUUUAAUUUGUAGCUGCACUGGAAAUUCUUUAAUUAUCACAAAUCCUAAUGCAAGAAAACAGGCCACAGCAUCACUGAGUGAAAUUUGUGAUUUGAAUGGGCAUGAGAAUAUUAAUGAUUUUGUAAAUAGUUUGCUUUGGGUGGAAAUUAAAAAAAAUAAGAAGCUUUCAAAGGUGGAUGUUAGGUCUUCCAUUAAUCAAAUGUACGAAAUUUUAUCCAGUCUUCAGCCACCAGAGCAAGAUAAUCACCUAAAUUUAUUGUAUGCCAAAGUCAACAAAACAUUGCAAAGUUUUGAAGCUGCACUACUUAAUAGUAUAGGAAAGAAUAACCCAAAGUCAGUCACUUUUAAUAUGUAGUCGUUUUUGUUACUUGUAUAUAUACUUAUCUUAUUUCCUUAUUUAUUUACAAUUUGUUUACAUCAAUUUAUACGAUUUUAUUUUGUAAUAUAUCAUGUAUAUUGUGCCGACGUUAACUGUAUAGUGAGAACAAAAUAAAUUGUGACACAAA
Messenger RNA from Aethina tumida (small hive beetle), 2404 nucleotides. RefSeq names its product kinesin-like protein KIF14 (gene neb). Gene Ontology annotation, biological process: microtubule-based movement. The record is from RefSeq and is a predicted model, not a curated record. Lineage: Eukaryota; Metazoa; Arthropoda; Insecta; Coleoptera; Nitidulidae. Gene Ontology annotation, cellular component: kinesin complex; microtubule. Gene Ontology annotation, molecular function: microtubule binding; ATP binding; ATP hydrolysis activity. The transcript is spliced from 2 exons. Bases 166 to 2253 code for a protein of 695 amino acids.